This is a messenger RNA of Phanerochaete carnosa HHB-10118-sp, 1104 nucleotides long. RefSeq lists its product as uncharacterized. Gene Ontology annotation, molecular function: transcription coregulator activity. Bases 46 to 600 code for a protein of 184 amino acids. Gene Ontology annotation, biological process: regulation of transcription by RNA polymerase II. The transcript is spliced from 3 exons. Gene Ontology annotation, cellular component: mediator complex. Lineage: Eukaryota; Fungi; Basidiomycota; Agaricomycetes; Polyporales; Phanerochaetaceae. The record is from RefSeq and is a predicted model, not a curated record.
GGUGCUUGCAUCCAACCACGUUACGGCUGGCUUCAUUUCUCUAUCAUGUCCGGCCAGACGACGAAUAAUACUGCGCAGAAUAUCACGGAGCCUAACGUAGACCCCAUCUGGACUUCAAGCCGCACAGCGAGACAAAUAUAUGCCCUUGGAGAGGUCGAAAAGGAUAUUAGUCGACUAUUACAGCUAGCUGCUUCUUCAAUAUCUCUUCUCACGUUGCCACAAACCGACGGUCCUGAAGAUGGCUUACCGCAAGGAGGAGAGCGUUCAGAACAGUUCGUCCUGGAAGUGAGCGAGUACUUCGACCGGCUGGAUGGCAUCCACAUAAACAUUCGGUCGGCGCUGGCACACAUCAGACAGUCCCGUAUAGCUCCCUCAGCAAUUAACGCGCCAUCUCCGGGUUUCGUGCCGCCGUCCCUUGGUGUAGGCUUACCAACAGCGACGGGAGCAUCAGUUGAGGAAGGCGGUCGCGGGCUGCAAGAAGAACGAGUGGAGCGUGACGCAUGGGCAGGGAUUCUGGACGCGUUAAUGCGGCUGAAGCAGACGAGGGACAGGGAACGCGAGGGUGCAGGUUCAAUCGAGAGCAGUCCUCCGGCGGAUUGAUUAUGGUGGAGAGUCUAGCAUACUUGAAGCUUCAAAGCGGCCGAGUCGUCUUUCGGAAGAUGAAGGUACCCGUACUCGUGAGCCAGAUUCAUCAUACGCUGACUUCCCCCAGCACCUCCUUCGCCUUCAAGACUUCCUCCUUCUCGGCCAAAGAUGGAUCCUUCUCCGCUGCAACCUACAUGGAGCGCGUCAGAACCUCCGCGCCCAAGAAGGACGGCGAGACGUACAAGCAGCUGCCUCAGGUCCUGUACAGCAUUGCCAAGUCUUGUCGCUGCGUCAUCGACCAUCUUGUGCGAUUCUUCGAGCAUCCGUCUCUGGGGUGAUGGUUAACGGGGAGGGGGAACAUGAUGCGGUGAGACAAAGUACAUACUGCGUUCUUGAUAUACCAGUCCUCCGUAUUGUUGGCAAUGAACUUGUCCAACUUGAUCUUCUGCUGCUCUUCUUCAAGGAUGUACGAUCUAUGCUCUUUAAACAGCCUAUAUGCAUGCAAGAUCCAAUCCUAUC